Molecule: messenger RNA, 714 nt
Organism: Sphenostylis stenocarpa
Lineage: Eukaryota; Viridiplantae; Streptophyta; Magnoliopsida; Fabales; Fabaceae
Source: the annotation of a GenBank genome assembly
AUGUUUAUGGGUACUGUUAAGGGAUCGUGGAGUCCUGAGGAGGACGAGAUGCUAGAGAAAUUGGUGAAGAAGCACGGCGCGCAAAAAUGGUCCGUCAUCUGCAAAGGCAUUCCGGGACGCUCAAGCAAGUCCUGCCGACUGCGGUGGAUCAACCAGCUGAGUCCGGACGUGGAGCACCGCCCCUUCACGCCGGAGGAGGACGACGUCCUCAUCAAGGCGCGAGCCAUUCACGGGAACAAGUGGGCCACCAUCUCGCGCCUCCUCCCUGGCCGCUCCGACAACGCUAUAAAGAAUCGCUGGAACUCUAGCCUCCGCCGCUUCUGCGUGACGGAGCAGCCAUCCUCGUCGUCGGCGUGGCCAAGCGCCAACUACCCCUCUCCCGUCGACCCCUUCGACCCGUUCGACCCUUCCUAUCCUUUCAAGAAACAGUGCGUAAAUGAAAGGAAAGAAAAGUCCAUAGCGAUUCCCGUUACAACGUCGCUGAGUCUCUCUCCGCCUGGGGAAAGAUCAGAUGCAGAUGGAGAUAGACAGGAGGAAGAGGAAAAAUAUUUUGAAUCGAACCUGAAUUACAUUCUGGAUCAGGAAAAGUUUCUUGGGAUAGUCCGGCAAAUGAUAGCGAUCGAGGUUAGAAAUUACAUGGAUGCUUUGUGGCAACACGGAAUGUACGGACCACCUUUUCCUCCAUCGUCGUUAUAUUGGCCUCCCAGAUAUUGA